Messenger RNA from Styela clava, 6018 nucleotides. Lineage: Eukaryota; Metazoa; Chordata; Ascidiacea; Stolidobranchia; Styelidae. The record is from RefSeq and is a predicted model, not a curated record.
GCAAGGUGGUAGAGUUUUCAGGUUAUAGUAGUCUAGUUCUGCACGUGCAGGCUUGCUAUUUUGCCAUCCCCAAUAUGACUUUUACUACCACCACUAUAGGAAUGUCCUGCAUGAUCAAAUUGAAAUCUACAUUUCUGUGAACUUGACAUAUUUAUGCAUGGGGCAUUGGGUCUACGUCCACACCUCAGGCAGUCAGGUGUUCGAACUCCAAUCGCAGAAUCGAGUACAGGAGUAUGCGAGUGUUAGUACAUUUAACAUGCUUACUCCCACCUGAGAGCUAAAUAAAUCAUUUACCAUUGCACUUGAAGUAUUAUAGCAAACUUAAUAAUUUAAGUUAAGUCAAGGAAACUCGUAUAUCUGUAUAUGAUGAAUGUUGGGGAGAUUUUUGAAAAGGAGAACCUUUUAUGGCAAGUUGGAGACAAUGAAUAUCUUCCUGACAGUGACUGUGAAGCUGAAGAUGAAACCUUCUCAUCGGCAGAAGAAUCAGAGACAGAAUCUGAAGAGGAAGAAUAUGGAGAGUCAUCUAAUGAAGAAGAGACUACCAACAAAUCAACGAGAACUUUGCGGCAUACUACACGAAAGCGUCCACAUCAGAAUGGGUUGGCAGUUGUACCAUUCCACAGCCCCAAGAAAGCACGACAUAGUCAUAAAUCACAGACAAAAUACAAGUGGAAAAAAUCUUUUUCUGGAAGAAAUAUCCAGCCGUUUGUUGAACAGAAAAGAUUCCUAACCGAAAAGCGAAAACUAAAAUAUUGACUCCUCUUAGUCCUCUAGACUGUUUUAUACAAUUUUUUGAUUCUGAGGUUAUUCGAUUCAUUAUCGAUAUGACUAACCUCAACGCUGUAAGAAAACUACAGGGUGAAAAAACUGCGUCUCUUAUAACCCCACAAUCAUUGAAAAAUCCAUUUGUUUCUAUCAAACAAGAAUUUGUUGCUACUAAUGUGGACGAAAAUCAUGGAAGUUUAUUGAUGUUAAUGAAAUGCGAGCUUUUUUGGGACUUACCAUUCUCAUGGGAAUUAUUCGUCUUCCAAAUGCAGAGAUGUACUGGCCAGAAAAAAAAUUGGAUAUUUGAUGUACCCUGUUUUAAUAAAAUAAUGCCAAGAAGCAGGUUCCUAAAAAUUUUUGAGCAUCUUCAUUUUUGUGACGAAUCAUUGGCACUCACAGUAGAUGAUCCUCAAGAGGACAAGUUGUUUAAGAUUAGAGGCCUUCUAACACUUCUUCUAUCUCGCUUUCAAACCUGCUACACCCCAGGAAAAAACAUUCAUAUAGAUGGAACCUUCAUCCCUUUCAAGGGGAAAAUUGGUUUUCGAAGAUGCAACAAUAGUGAGAAAGCACCUAAAGGUAUCAAGCUCUGGGUUGUAGCAGAUUCCUCGACAGGUUACAUAUCUAGGAUACAGUUCUAUACAGGGAAAGAUCCAACUGUCAAUCUAGAAAGCGGUUUAUCCUUGCGUGUUGUUGAAUAUUUGAUGCGUCCGUUCGAAGGGCUUAACCACAAUCUAUAUUUGGACAAUUUUUUUACAAGUCCAGAGGUGUUUGAAUAUCUUUUGUCGAAAGGAAUAUAUGCUUGUGGCACAUUUAACAGUGACUGUGUGGGAUUUCCGAAGGAUCUUAUUAUGGAACAGACUUGUAAAAUGGGUGAAAGUGAUUGGCUAGCAGCAGGGAAUUUAUUGGCUCAUUCCUGGAUGGACAAUGAGGCUUUUUAUUUUUUAUCAACCAUUCACAAACCGGAUUAUGAGAAGGACAAUGUUUAAAGAACAACUUUAAAAAGGAGAAGGGGUCAUAAAAUAUAUGGGUCUAUGGAAAGGCCAUGUCCCCCUGUGGUGAAAGAUUACCAUAUGCAUAUUAUGAGUGCUUAUCUACCAGAUGAAGUGCAGAAACAUGGCAAUAUAACUUUACGAUCAAAGAUCUGGUAUAAAAAAAUGUUCUCUUAUUUGCUUGAGGUGGCCAUUAAUAAUGCUAAGGUAGCAAAUGUUACAGGAAAGAAAGUGGAUGAUUUAGACUUCAAGAAAAAACUUUUGACUUCUCUGAUUGGGAAUCACAGAGCCCCUCAAAGCUCAGAUGCGGAAUACCUUCUCAGGCUUGAAGAUACUGGUAGCCAUCUUCCGGUAAUCGCAGAUCGACAAUUGGCCUGUCCAGUGUGUUUAAGGAAAAGUCAGAGAGACAAAACAUCCUAUGGGCGGAAAGGCAAACUAUCCCAUGUGCAGAAAUACAAGCUAUCCUAUGUGCCACGAAGUUAUGUGCGAUGUAGCGAAUGUGAUGUUCAUCUGUGUGUGCGCCCCACUAGAAAUUGUUACCGGGAUUGGCAUACUAAGGUUGAAUAUUGGAAAGGAAAGUGAGAUUCGUAUUCACAAAUUACAAUUUUAUCCAAAUUUACUCAUACGUUACUUCCAUCAAUUAAUGUUUUUAAUCCUCUGUAUGCUAAUGUCAUUUCAAUAUCACAUUUUUAUUGCAAGAUGUAAACUGUUCAUCUUGUAGUAAUUAUCAAUAUACCGUGGUUUGUGCACACAUACAAAGCCUACAAAAUAUCCGAUUCUUUGUUUGAUUUGAUUACUGUUAAUUCAUUUCGAUCAAUAAAUUACACGAUCAGUUUUAGGGGGUGAAGCCCCCUCUGCAUCCAUUUUAUUUAAUCAAAAUUAUCAUACAAUCUCAGAGUUUAAGUUAUUUUUGAUAAUUGGGUGACUUCGGCCCCAUCGUUCGUCACUACACCCGGACUGUGCCAAACAUGAUAAAAUGUUUUAUUGACUAAAAAUAAGCCCAAUAAAAUGCUUGCUUGCCAAAUAUAAUUAUAAUUUCCUUCACUGCCAAAUUACAGGUAAAUAUUGAAACCCCAAAAAUGUAAGUGACAAAAGCUAUUUUUCACACUUAUCAGAUUGAAUGCCACAUUAAUCAUGAGAAGUGAUGAUCAAUACAGAAUGCUCUUGCCAAACUGAGUGAUUUUGGAACCUAUUUUUGUCAAAUUAUGCAACUAUUAACUCAACAAUUUGGAUUCUUCCUUUUGUGAAGUCUAAAUGUUAAUGCAACUGAUUUCACAAUACAAAUUGAUGAACUACUACUGUACAUAUUCUCAUUAUUUUUUAUAUGUAUCUGUUCCUCUAUUUGUUAUUUCAUUCGUAUGUAUUGUCUCAUUACCACAUUUAAACUGUUGUUAUUACCUACCAGAUACCAGUUAGUAUUAAAGCAUGCUUUGAGAAAACAUUGUCUUACAUUAUGUUUUAUUAUUUUUUUCUAUUCAAGUUAUUUCAUCACAUGGUAUUAAAGUAGAGAAGAGAUAAUAUUGAUUUUUGAGGAUUGUAAUGCCAUUGAUUUAUUCAAAUGGAGAAUCCUAUAGUUGAAAAGAUUCUGAAAGAGGAUGUUUUAUGGCAAAUUGAUGACGAUGGCUAUUUUCUUCAUAGCGACUGUGAUGAUGAAGAGAAAUCUGCCUCAUCUUCAAAAAAAGUCAGGAUCAAAACAGAGCCAGUAUCUGACGAAGAAUAUGAAGAUUCGUCGAAGAAAGAAGAGACAACUAGCUCGACAUCUAUUGCAGGCCGGAAGCGUCGUUCUGGGCUGCAAGUUGUGGUACCUUUUUACAGUCCCAAGAAAGUACGACCUAAUCCUCAAGAAGAGAAAGAAUACAAUUGGACAAAAUCUUUUACUGAUACAGACAUCCAGCCGUUUCAGAGUCAGCAAAUGGUUCAUAGCGAAGAAUUGGGUCAAAGAUCAACUGCUCUAGACUGUUUUUCACAAUUUUUUGAUCCUGAAGUAAUUCGAUUCAUUAUUGAUAUGACAAAUCUUAAUGCCGUGAGAAAAGUACAAGGUGAAGGAACGGCGACUUUUUUAAAAGCCCAGUUAUCAACCGAUCCCAAUUUUUCUAUCAAAGUUGAAGCUGUUUCUUCGAAUGAACCAAGUGAAAAAAGUUGGAAGUUUGUUGAUGUUGAAGAAAUGAAUGCUUUUUUGGGACUUAAUAUACUUAUGGGAAUUAUUCGUCUCCCAGAUACAGGCAUGUACUGGCAAAAAAAGAACUGCCUUUUUGAUAUACCAAGUUUUAAUAAAAUUAUGACAAGAGAUAGAUUCCUAAAAAUCCAGGAGCAUCUGUAUUUUUGUGAUGAAUCGUUAGCACCAGCAGAGGACGAUCCCCACAAAGACAAGUUGUUUAAGAUUCGUGAACUUCUAACUCUUCUAUUGCCUCGUUUUCAAAGAUGCUACACUCCUGGAAGAGACCUCCGCAUCAGUGAAACCUUAAUCCCAAUCAAAGGGAAAAUUGGGUUUCGAAAAUACAUGGACGAUAAUGGAGCGCGUAAUGGAUUAAAGCUCUGGGCUGUAACAGAAUCAUCAACGGGUUACAUAUCUAGACUAUUAUUUUACACAGGAAAGGAUCCAGCUGUGAACCCGAACAGUGGGUUAUCUUUGAGUAUUGUUAAGUAUUUGAUGUGUCCAUAUGAAGGACUGAAUCACCAUCUGUAUGUAGACAAAUUUCAUACAAGUCCGCAGGUAUUCGAAUAUCUGCUGUCAAAAGGAAUAUAUGCCUGCGGCACAAUUAAAACUGCCUGUGUCGGAUUCCCAAAAGAUCUUGUAAUGAAACAGGCUUGCCAAAGGGGUAAAAGUGACUGGCGAGCAGCAGGAAAUUUAUUCAUUAAAUCCUGGAUGUUUAAUAAGCCUGUCUAUUUUUUGUCAACCAUUCACAGACCUAAGAAUGAAAACGACAGUGUUAAUAGAACUGUAAAAAGGAGAAAUGGUUGCGCAAUAUCCAGUUUUGUUGAAGCACCAUCUUACCCCGCGAGAGAAUACAAUGUGAAAACUAGGCGUGUGAACCUAUCAGAUCAAGUACAAAAAUAUGGCAACAUAGUGAAAUAAAGCAAGUCCUGGUACAAAAAAGUUUUUCCAUAUUUAUUGGAAGUGGCUGUUAUAAAUGCUCAAGUAGUCCAUGCAAAUGUGACAGGAGGGAGCUCUGAUGGUUUAAAAUUCAGGGAAAAUCUUGUGACUGCUCUGAUUGGGAACUGUAAAGUCCCUGCGCACGUCCCAAAAACAGGUUCCAAAUAUAUAGCCAGACUCGAUGAUGCUGGACGUCAUCUUCCGAUAUGCAAAGGACAAAGGAUGACAUGUCAAGUGUGUUCCAAAAAGAAUCAGAUGGCUGCUGGCAAUAGGCAAGUAGCUAAGGUAAAUCGAAGCGACGUGUGGUGUCGUGAAUGUGAUGUUCACUUGUGUUUGCACAGUGAACGAAAUUGUUACAGAGAUUGGCACACCAAGAUUGAAUAUUGGAAAUGAAAUCACUUAUAUUCAAACUCUAAUUUUACUUGCCAUCAAAUACCUUCAUUUCAUAUAUUGAGAAAAAUCUAAUACCUAUGAAAAGAGCAGUGCCAAAAGGGGAAAAAUGUUUGCAAUCGUAAAAAGGCUUUGCAUACCUAAUGCCAAUUCAUUCCACUGCCAUGAGCAAAUUACAGAGAAGUAUUGAAAACUCUUUUAUCCGAUUGUCCUGGGCGACUUUAACGCCCCUCACAAAAAAAUUGGUAUCUCAUUGCUUCACUCGUGUACAAUUGGAAAACUUGUAUUUUCGGAUCAGUUUACCAUUGUGUGCAAACUGCCUUGGCGUCUUUCUUUGUUUAUUAUAUGCUGAAAAUUGAUCUCUUCUUUUAAGUGAACACAUUUUUUGUAUAUUUUUGAACUUUGACAUUCUCACACAAUUAAAUUCGCAAUGUAAUGGAAUGCACAAAUCAAUUCGAUGCGUUUACCAAGAUUGCGAACACUCGGACCAAGUAUGGAUCAUGGUUGCCACAUGACCAAUGAUGACAGAGCUACCAUAAGUCAAAUUGAUUUCCUAAAUGUUUUACAACAGAUCGAGUUCGUGAGCGUAUUCCUAACGCUUAGCACGGUGCUCCACACCGCCGAGCCUCGUAUAGUGACCGACAAUUAGGAUAGGAUUGGAUUUACAUAUUUAUCCCGGGGGAGAGUAAAGCCGAUAAGACGGCUUAUCAGUAUGGUGAACCACGGCCUCAUGUCCGGUUACCAUUCCAAGUCGGGUAUGGGAUUAGUUAGUUAUUUGUU